This is a messenger RNA of Cyclopterus lumpus (lumpfish), 1897 nucleotides long. It is a transcript of the gene stx7l, whose product is annotated as syntaxin 7-like. The transcript is spliced from 10 exons. Gene Ontology annotation, molecular function: SNARE binding; SNAP receptor activity. The record is from RefSeq and is a predicted model, not a curated record. NCBI's taxonomy places the organism in Eukaryota, Metazoa, Chordata, Actinopteri, Perciformes, Cyclopteridae. Gene Ontology annotation, biological process: vesicle fusion; intracellular protein transport; vesicle-mediated transport. The coding region runs from base 74 to 847 and encodes 257 amino acids. Gene Ontology annotation, cellular component: SNARE complex; endomembrane system; synaptic vesicle.
GGUCACGUGACGGGGGCGGGGCCGGGAAGCAGGAAGCAAACCGCUGUCGCAAGUCACAAGAAAGCUCUCCGUCAUGGCCUACCAGGCUGGGAUGCAAGAGGACCCUGGUGUUCUGGUUCACAGCAUAAGCUCCAACAUCCAGAAGCUGACACUGCUGACCUCGGAGCUGCAGAGGGCAGUCUCCCAGCUCGGAACGGAGCAUGACGGCGGCCGGCUGUCACAGACGCUGCAACAGAAGCAGCAGCAAGGCAACCAGCUGGCGAAGGAGACCGACAAACUAAUCAAAGCGUUCAGUGCACUUCCUGUUGGCCCCGAUCAGCGGCAGAGAAAGUUGCAGAAGGAGCGCCUGGUGAACGACUUCUCCGCCGCCCUGAACAGCUUCCAGAAGACCCAGCGGCAGGCGGCCGACAAGGAGAGAGAGUUCGUGGCCAGAGUCAGAGCGAGCUCCAGGGUGUCGGGAGGGCAGCCCGACGACAGCUUUGGAAAUGUGCCUGUUUUUCUUCAUGAAUCCCAGAUGCAGGCUCAGGCGGAGGCCAUCACUGAAGAAGACCUGAGGCUGAUCCAGGAGAGAGAGACGUCCAUCAGGCAGUUGGAGUCGGACAUCACGGAUAUCAAUGACAUCUUCAAGGACCUGGGGAUGAUGGUCCACGAGCAGGGAGACAUGAUAGACAGUAUAGAGGCCAACGUGGAGACUGCAGAUGUGCAUGUCCAGAACGCAACCCAGCAGCUGUCCCGUGCUGCAGCCUACCAGCGGAGCUCCCGGAAGAAGAUAUGCAUCCUGGUGAUGGUGUUGCUCAUAGUUGGUGUUGUUGUCGGACUCAUCAUCUGGGCUUCUGUCAAAACAUGAAGGGUUCUUCUUCCUCUCCUGGUUAGCCAUCAACCUGGACAAAGCAAGGAGCACCUAUCCCUCCUCCUCUUCCUCUCAUUUGGACUGUCUUGUCUUUCUUUCACUUGAUUAUAGUUUUGAGAUGUGGCCGUCCUUCAUUGACGGCGCCCCACGCUCCUUCACUGUACGGCUGAGGGCUUUGUGGUUAUCGUCAGCUUUAAUUUAAUUAUUCGCGUCUGAUUUUUGGUCGCGAUUUACUUCACAGGGAAAGCUUAAUUUAGUCCUCACCCGGGUUUCAGAGGAAGGUGUAAACGCAGGUGUGUUCUGCCCCGACUGUGGAAUAACACACGGCGCAACAGCUGCUUUCUUUCAUCAGGUCAGACAAGUCAAACCCACUCAAUGAACUGCAUUCAGCUCAUUGAGAUGCAUUUUCAUUCCUUUAUUUGACUAUAUGAUGAAUUUAAAUGAAUUGUUCAUUUCUAUACCAAUUCCCAUCCUGUACUAGUAGUCUAAUGAUGCAUCUAGAAGUGCCACGCAUACUAAAGCUCGUGAUUGGGACCACACAGUACACUCCACGGCCAUCAGUCAUUCCAAGUAAUCAGGAGAAGGUUUUGUUCUCACAUUUAAGUCGGCAGGGUGUUUCCUUUUUUCUUUUUUUUUUAAUUGUUCAGCUUGGAGAGAUUGAAUGGACGGUCCGAUAUGCAAUAUGAAUUGCAUAUCGGAGCGUCACGAAGUGCAACAUGGAAUAUAGUUCACUGUGUUUUUAUGGUUGGUUUUACCAACUUUUUCUUUUGAAGGCCAUUCACAGCACGCGGGUAUUUUCAACUGAGUAAUAGAAAAGUACUUUCUGUGACUGACAACCAACAGAAACCGUCUUCAUCUCUUUAUUCCUAAUAUGAAGGAACCAAAUAUGUAAGUGAAAGUAUAAAGUGAGCGCAAGCAAACACUAAUUGUUAUUAUUUGCUCCGGAACCCGUUUGACCUACAUGUGAACUUAUGAUCUCGUGUAUAUUUUUCAAUUCUGAGAUGACGCUGCUUACAGUGUGCGGAAUAAAUUGUGAGUGCGAACAUU